AUGUGCACGGAAUGGCAUCAUCGCUUUCGCAGAUGCGGUCAUACGAGAUUCUUUCGAUGGGAGUACUGUAAGGGGACCAAAAAGAACGAAAGGAGCCCGGACAAGGGAACCGUUUGCCCAAGGUACUCGGCGAAGUACAGAGACAAUCAACAGGGCUACAACUGUUUU
Messenger RNA from Mytilinidion resinicola, 168 nucleotides. RefSeq lists its product as uncharacterized. The transcript has a single exon. Lineage: Eukaryota; Fungi; Ascomycota; Dothideomycetes; Mytilinidiales; Mytilinidiaceae. The record is from RefSeq and is a predicted model, not a curated record. The annotation marks the transcript as partial.